Molecule: messenger RNA, 3017 nt
Organism: Penicilliopsis zonata CBS 506.65
Lineage: Eukaryota; Fungi; Ascomycota; Eurotiomycetes; Eurotiales; Aspergillaceae
Exons: 1
Coding region: 407-2767 (786 amino acids)
Biological process (GO): protein phosphorylation
Molecular function (GO): protein kinase activity; ATP binding
Source: RefSeq, a predicted model, not a curated record
AGAAAAGAGGCUAUCAAUUUGUCGUAACCAAACGUCGAUUUCAUCAAAUUCUUUUUCUUAGAAGCCAAUAUGGUGAUUAUCUGAGUGGGUCUACUACUGCUUGAAGAAACACGCCCUGCAAUGGACACGCGACAGUAGAAUCUGAUGGAAACUGGUGAGGGUGCAGGGAACGACAAGGCCACACUUGUGCGACCUGAUAUGAGAAUAUCCAUGUCAUUUUCCAAGUAUAGGAUUUGAACCCUGGCAUACAAGUGCUAUUCACUGGUGCAUGCAAUAGGAUACAAAAUCCUGACGGUCAUUACCUCUCAAUUGCUGUCUGCCCCUCCUUCUCUCGGUGGGUGGGAUGGGUGAUCCAUCUUGAAGACUACGGUGAACUAUAUGAUCAACAAUUCAGAGCAAAGCCAUCAUGUCGCUAUUCCGUUCGGCUGCAGAGAUCUCGUCAUCGUCAGAGUCUAGCUCUGAUGGAGAGAACUCAAGCGUGAUGUUUGCUUCCCGGCGAAAGACGGCGACGGGGGGAAGCCAAACUCCUACUACAUCGACGGCUCCGAGACUGCGACAAGAAGACUUCUCAAAGGAGGCCUCAGUUAAUGAGACACCUGUGGAUUCACGGGAAGUCGUCGAUCCGGAUGCUGGCGGCCACGCGAACCUGAUGACGGCGGCGCUGUUGGAGUUCUACUGUCUCAGCCGGGCAGCGGAUAUUCUCAACGCCCAACCUGGAUCUCAUGGGCAGUUCACGCGCGACUCGCCGGAAGUCCAGUAUCUGGGCAAGAGGAUGUAUGCGUAUAAGUCCAAAUUCCUGUCUUCGCAUGGUCUGGUAGCCGGUGGAAUUGAGACGGAAGAAUUUCAGCCAACAAGGCAGUAUUACCGAGACAAUCUCGACUAUCUGGGGAUGACAGCGCUGGAGGAGCUGAAUAUCGACAUGGCGGCAGAGGACUGGAAGCCACCGGUGGAGGGUAUUGAUAGUUUAGCUCUAGUCUUCAAGCCCUCAGCGAACAGACAGGUGGCCGCUAGCAAGGAUUAUGCAGAGGCAGGGGGACCUACACAACCAAAAGGCAGAAUGUGGAACUUCAAACGGCUGCCAAGCACAGAGAAUGUUCGAACCGUGCAAGAUGCCCAGAUCAACAUGGGAAACCUGCUCAGCCCGGCCCUUCCUCUCUUUGCGAGCUCACCAGUCAGCGUUCCUAUACUAGGCACGCACCCUGUGCACCACGGCAAUCGCAUGUCUCGUUAUGCGGUGGAAUUCUCCGAGAUGAGAAUCCUUGGUCGUGGCUCGUUCGGAGAGGUCUACCACGUGCAGAAUCACAUCGACGGCCAAAGCUAUGCUGUCAAGAAGAUCCCUCUCAGCCGGAAGAGGCUCGAGCAACUGCAGCGUGGCGGUGAGAAUCAACUAGAGACUAUCAUGAAGGAGAUCCGAACCCUUGCUCGCUUAGAGCACACGAAUAUCGUGCGGUACUACGGAGCUUGGAUCGAACAGGCACAUCCGCCGAAUGCAUUUUCUCUCGGCCAACAUGCUCGAUAUCCAUCAACACAACACGAUGAAUCGCAAGAAGAAAUGACCACUGAUGAUCCCUUGGAUGAGCAGAGUUUUGGGAUUGUAUUCGAGCAUUCGGAAAGCUCCGCGCCAGAAGCGACAGCUUCAACUCAUUCAGCCCAUGCCUCGGAAUCCGACGUGAGCUCAUUGAGUCACAAACAGCGGCGCCGAAGCAGCCUUGGAACAAUGGCGUCCUCGUUUCGUUCCAAGAAGAGUUUUCUGAGCCGUAGUCUUGAAGAUGAAGAUGUCGAAUCGAUCCCUCGAGAGUUCAGUAUCCCGACGCAUGGUCCAUUGUCGACCAUCGGAGCGUCUGAUGACGAUAUCUUCACUGACGGGCUCAGUCAAGAUCGAUCGCAGUUGCAGAUCCAACGGAGAUCCCGAAGUGUACUACACACACCUGCUGUUGUCCUUCACAUCCAAAUGUCUCUGCAUCCGAUCUCGUUAAGUUCGUACCUUAACCCACAGCCUGAAAGGGGAAUUCGAGAUGAGAACCGACCUCUACGACGGCAUUGCUUUCAUCUCGUCCCUUCUCUGCGGCUGAUGCUUAAUAUAAUCUCUGGUGUGGAAUAUCUGCAUUCCAUGGGCAUUGUGCAUCGCGAUUUGAAACCCGCCAAUAUCUUCCUCUCGCCUUCUGAGAGGAAGGACUGUUCACCAUGUCCGACCUGUUCAACCGAGAAGGGCGAAGGACCUCAAUAUUGUCACCCUCGGAUUGGAGAUUUCGGUUUGGUGGCGGAUAUCUCCCAUCUGAACGACUGCUCGCCCGGUGGUGGCCCUGAUGCGUCGUCGACACUCAGCACCGGCCUCCAUAUCGACCGUGUGGUUGGGACGGAAUUCUACCGCCCCCCACUUUUAGUCUCAGCAGCAGAUAAUAACGUCGAAAAGAAGGAUCACUGUACCUAUACGAUCGACGAGAAACUGGACGUCUAUGCUCUGGGUGUGAUUCUCUUCGAACUGCUCUAUCGACUGAAUACCAAAAUGGAGCGGCAGAUGGUCUUGUCUGACCUUAGCCGCGCAGCGAAGAACCCAGGGAACAGCAAGGAGCCGGUUCAAUUCCCCCUGGAUUUCACACAGAAGAUUGACCAGGGACACGUCCGAUUCAAAGAUGACUCGUCGAUCAACGAAGCUCUUAUAAAAUGUCUGAGAGGCAUGCUAGACCCAAGUCCAUCUUCGCGAUGGUCCUGUCAGGAUGUCAAGAAGACAUUGGUCGACGUUCUCGGUGCUGCUGAUUCUGUCUAGCCUGCCUUUUCCUUCAUUUGAGUCAGACCAAAGAGUCACUGUUUUGGAAGGUUGUGGAUGGGACAACAAACCUUUGACGGAUCUCUCCUCUCAAUUAACUAAUAGGGUAUAGAAAAUAGAUGGACACUGAUAUAAUUAGGGGUUUACUUUGUUAUAUAUGCUGUGAUCUAGGUGUAUCCACAUAUGAUAUAAAAAAUGUCAAGUUUUAAUAAUAAAGGUGCUAUGCAGUCCUAAUAUACUUAAUCGAAAC